Molecule: messenger RNA, 3840 nt
Organism: Sparassis crispa
Lineage: Eukaryota; Fungi; Basidiomycota; Agaricomycetes; Polyporales; Sparassidaceae
Exons: 6
Coding region: 1-3840 (1279 amino acids)
Cellular component (GO): Set1C/COMPASS complex
Source: RefSeq, a predicted model, not a curated record
AUGGCUGCUCGCCGGCUCGCCAUCUCCUCCUUGUUGUGCCCCGAUGACUCGCCACCACCCUCGGCCUCCAUUCCCUCUCGACCAUCUCCCAGCCCUGUUCAGUCGCGCCCCAUCCUCGAAUCGCGCUCGUCAGGAGUGCGCGCGCAUGACAGGCCUCUCUCGAACAUUGAGCAUCCCGUCCAUCUCUGGAGACACACCCCGUCCCCGCAUUCAGAAGACGAUUCGCCACCCCCUACAACGCAAUCGUGGUCCGCAUACAGACACCGCUCCCCAGAUCGUGUCGCAGGCUACGCAGACACCCGACCAGCCUUCUCCGUCCAUGGUUUCGACUUCACUGAUCAUGCCGGCCGUCGCCCGCCACUCCAGGCUGAAUCAUCACAUCCUCAGCCUUCGCUUAGGGUUUCCGAUCCCUACCAUCAACAUUCCUACUCGCCACCGAGUACGUCCUACUCUACGAGGCCUUCUUCAUCACGCAGUGAGCACUCCGACUCCCCGUCGACGUCACAGCCCUACGCCAUCCAGCCCCCACCUCAUUCGCCCUCGCAGUCACCGGCCUCCAUCUACAACUUACUUCUGCAUCGGCAGGCUUCAGAAUCACCAGUCUUGUCUAGCCGCCACGCAUCUGCGUCUCCCAUCAACUACUAUAAUCCCGUGACGCAGCCAGAAUCAUCGUAUCGCACUCCUCAACUGUCCUACCAUCAAGUGGCCCAAGCAACCGUCCAAGGCCGCGUUCUGUCUGGGCCUGCGAGUCCACCUCUACCAUUUUCCACCAGUCAUCAACUCGCCCAGCGGGUGCCUCAGCCGCGCCCCUUUCCUCCGCCACAUUCUGCGCUGGCGUUAUCGGACCCCGUCCCUACAGUUAGGAAUACGUCGGCUGCCGCGUUGCCCAACAUCCUGAAUUCCUAUUCACCCCCGCAACGCUCGAGCGGUCUCGGCGGCCUGGAGGCGCUCGUGCAAGCUGCAACGGAGGAGCGGAGGAGGCUGAGCGGGGAGAUAUCGAGUUCAGAGGCGGUGAGGAGGAAUGACAGCCCUCGAACGAGUUUGAGCCCUGUCAUGGGGCGCGCAAGUGCACAACCAGAGGCGGCGCAGCAGCGACAGCUUCAACAGCCAACGCCAAGUCCACAAGUUUCUCAUCCUGCUUUGGGCCUUGACAUUCCCGCCCUUGUUUCUCACAGGGAUGGUGAACCGCCCCUGAAGAGGCGUCGAGGCUCUGGUGUCGCCCCGUUCGACGUACCUGUGAUGGCGGAGUCACAUCAUCACUCAUCACUGACCGGUGCUUCCUCGGUGUCCCCCUUGGAAGUUAGAUCACCAUCCGGUUUUCAAUUUAGGUCGGAGGUUGUUCAAGCACCUGCUCCUGCCAAUAUUGUCGGAUUAGGUGAAGGAACUCAGAGAUCGCCCUUAUUCGGUCCGGGAGGAGACGGUGGAGGUGCGGCUGGCAGCACCGAAAGCGCGUUAUCUAGUUACCAGGCACCCACAGCUGCAACCCCACCCGCGCCGAGCCUGCAGCCCGAGGAUAGCGGUCCGCAGCACAGUGAAGAAGUAUUCGCGGGACCGGGAGGACAGCCGGAAAAGAAAGAACAGAAGAGGCGCGAGAGACCUGCGCACAAGAAGGAGAAGGGGGAAAAGGCAAAGGGCGGGGAGAAGGGGAAGGCGAUUCCUCGGGAUGAACAUGGAAGGCGCGAGGCCAAGCUUCAGCAUUCACAGAGGAUUGAGACGCGGGAGGAGGAUCCGCACGAGUGGUUACUCGAGCAUUACGCUGCAGCGUCGCCUCCGAGAAGGACGCGGGCGUUGUCUCCCGUCGAGGACAAGAAACAACCCCCUUCCUAUUCCUUCCCGUCGCAUGCACGCGAUUCCAAGGAAGGUGCGUCACCAACCGAAGACCCGUUGCCUCACACUGGCCGUGCCGACUCGAAGAAACAUAAGUAUGCACGAAGUCGCACCCGCACGCCGACUCCGCUAGCAAUGCUCGAGCAAGAGCUUGACGCCCCUAAUGAGGUAGCACCCUUCUCGUCGGCAAAGGCUGAGGGAAGCGAGACUAGCCUCAGCUUAGAGCUUGAUCUCGCUGCCGACGCAGUGCCAGACGACAAAUCAGCCGGUCGCGAUGACUUCAUGGAUCUCGACGUCGAGGACGAACUCUUAAGUCUUUUGGACGACAAGCCGCGACCUUCACACUCCCGCCCGAAACAUGUUCCGUCGGCUCACUCAAAGCACACCCACUCCAGCAAGCGAACAUCCGAUGCCAGACAUGCUCACUUAACACCUGAUGUCCAACGUGAGUCAAUGCCGCCUCCGGCACUGACCAACGUGGGCACUUCCAGGGAAGUUGCGCUGACGGGUCCUGCAAAGACGAAAGGCUCUGGGGUCGUCAGUGUGGCUUCUCAUCACAAGAAGAAGGACAUUAGUGAGAAGCCUAUGCCGAAGCCGAAGCAGCCUCCCAAGACGAAGCCCAAGCCUGCGGCGAAACCUAAAGUCAAGGCUACCGGUAGUAAGGACGGCGCUACCUCUGCCCUCAGUCCUGCGUCCGCUUCACUCACGCCUGCGAUUCCUGCCCCUAUGACCAAAGGCAAGAAGACCGCCCCUCCUCCCGGACUUGGCUCGUCAGCACCCAAGCGGUCUGUCUCUGCUGCUGCAGGAACGUCUCGUUCGCGGUCCACAUCUGCUAUGCCCGGUGGCUCGGUGGGGCCUGAAGGCAAGGGGCAAGUUGAUGGCGAGGAUGGUGCUGACACGGACGAUAAACUCUACUGCGUGUGCAAGACAAGCUAUGACGAGGACCGAGUGAUGAUCGCGUGUGAUCGGUGCGAUGAGUGGUAUCAUACGCAAUGCGUGAACAUGCCGGAUGUCGAAGUAGACCUUGUCGACCAGUUUAUAUGUCCGCCGUGCAUCGAGAGCAACCCACAUCUCUCCCUCCGAACUACAUACAAACGCCGAUGCCUAUACGGCCUCAAGCACCCCAACCCGUCCUCACCAAGUGCUUGUCACAAACCCGCUCGCGGUGCGUUCUCGAAGUAUUGCUCGGACGAGUGCGGCAUGCUAUAUAUGCAGUCUCGCAUUGACGCCUGGGGCGGUGACAAGAGGCGUCUUUGGGAGAGUGUCAAGAGCGCUGACAAGCGCGAGGGUGUCGCGGUCUGCGUCAAAGAGGUGAAGGACGUGCAGGAAACGGCGGACGCCGCCAAGCUCAACGGAAAUCAUCCUAUGCCCGCUGAGCGAUUGUCAGACCUUCCUGUUGAAGUCGUGAUGCCAACGAAGACGAAAGUCGAGCGGGACAUGGCACACCUGCACGUCCAACUGGAGAGGGUUGCUCAGAGGCGUGACGAGCUCAAGAAACAGAUGGAAGUGGUCGUAUGGCGGGAGAAGCUCGUGGAGUACGCGACCGCUCGCGCGGAGACACUCGACGAGUGCGGAUGGGACCAGCGACUGUGCUUCGGCGACGAGGAAUAUGCCGAGUUCGGCGCUGGCGUUUUGGAGAGCUACGAGGAGUUGGAUCAGCAGGGGGCUGAGGUGGAGGGUGAGCACAUGCAGGUUGAUGGUGCUCCUGAAGAGGGCGAGUGGUGGUGCAAGGGGAAGAAGAAGUGCGACCGUCAUGCGGGAUGGCAGAAGCUACGUUUAGCCGAAGUUAGCUUCGAGAAGGAGACGAUGGAGACUGCCCUGCUGCAGCUCACCACCGGUGAACGAGAGAUCCGAAGACAAAUUGAAGACGUUAUCGACCCUAAAGCCCGCACCUCUUCCAUGGGCACAGGUUCACCCUUGCAGCCAUUGAAUGGAAAAGCCUCCUCCAAUAAUUUGUCUCACUCAAAAUCAAACGGUGACCAGGUCAAGAAGGGAAAGAAACGGAAGAACUAG